AUGAAAAAUACAAUUUCUCAAACACCUAAUCAAAUGAUUUACUCUGAAAAUGCUGGUUAUCUACCUUAUGAUAAUGAUAGUAGAGUGACAAAUGAUGCUGGAUAUUUUGAUGUAAAUAUUCCACUAAGUAUGAUUAUUGGUUUUGCUGAAGAGUAUCGAAAGAUUAUUGUAAAUGCAAAACAUGAACUUAUUUUAACAAGAUCUCGUACUGAUCAAAAUGCUGUGGUAAACAUUGGAGCAGCUGAGCGUGAAGAAUUUAGAAUUAUAAUUAAUAAAAUUGAAUGGUUAAUUCCAUAUUUAAUGGUAAAUGAUCGACAAAAAAUUGAAUUAUUGAAAUUCAUUGAAAAAGACUUACUUAUAACAAUGAGUUUUAGAUCAUGGGAUUUGUAUGAGUAUCCUAUGAUUCCUGCCACUCAAAAGCAUGUGUGGACUGUAAAAACUUCAACACAAGUUGAAAAACCUCGAUAUGUUAUUCUUGGUUUUCAAACAAAUCGAAAAGAAGAUCAAGGAAGGUAA
This is a messenger RNA of Leptopilina heterotoma, 516 nucleotides long. RefSeq lists its product as uncharacterized. The record is from RefSeq and is a predicted model, not a curated record. Lineage: Eukaryota; Metazoa; Arthropoda; Insecta; Hymenoptera; Figitidae. The coding region runs from base 1 to 516 and encodes 171 amino acids. The transcript has a single exon.